This is a messenger RNA of Boleophthalmus pectinirostris (great blue-spotted mudskipper), 2325 nucleotides long. RefSeq names its product sodium/potassium/calcium exchanger 1-like. Lineage: Eukaryota; Metazoa; Chordata; Actinopteri; Gobiiformes; Gobiidae. Gene Ontology annotation, cellular component: membrane. Gene Ontology annotation, biological process: intracellular calcium ion homeostasis; long-term synaptic depression; calcium ion transmembrane transport. Gene Ontology annotation, molecular function: calcium, potassium:sodium antiporter activity; calcium channel activity. The record is from RefSeq and is a predicted model, not a curated record.
AUGGGGGCUUAUCCGAGGAGGAGACUGCGCUUCGGUAGAGUCCUGGUUUUCGUGGUCUGUUUGGUCCUGGUUUUGGUCUACGUCUUGUCCCUGAGACUUCGAGACUCGGAUCUAGACCCAGUCCGCCUGAGAGUCCGAGAUCUGGACCAGGAUCUGAACCCGGAUUUGAAUCAGGACCAGGACCAGGAGCCAGAGCAGUUCUCAGUUGGAGUCCCGGAUCUAGACCAGGAUCUGGGCCAGACCAGUCGUCCUGUGAUCCCAGUGAACCGGACCGACAUCGAGACCUGUGUUUAUGUGGACAAACCAGAACCUCCCUCCCCGACCGACCAGACGCCCCCCAGUAAAGGCGAGUACCCGGAGGACGUGUUCUCGUUGGAGCAGCGGCAGAGGGGUAAAGGCGAGUACCCGGAGGACGUGUUCUCGUUGGAGCAGCGUCAGAGGGGUAAAGGCGAGUACCCGGAGGACGUGUUCUCGUUGGAGCAGCGUCAGAGGGUAAAGGCGAGUACCCGGAGGACGUGUUCUCGUUGGAGCAGCGGCAGAGGGGGGGGUAAAGGCGAGUACCCGGAGGACGUGUUCUCGUUGGAGCAGCGGCAGAGGGGUAAAGGCGAGUACCCGGAGGACGUGUUCUCGUUGGAGCAGCGGCAGAGGGGGUGGGUGACUCUUCACCUCUUCGGGAUGAUCUACAUGUUCGUCGCCUUGGCGAUCGUUUGUGACGAGUUCUUCGUCCCGGCGUUGGAGGUCAUCACCGAGACGCUGCAGAUCUCCGACGACGUCGCCGGGGCGACCUUCAUGGCGGCGGGCGGCUCGGCUCCGGAGCUCUUCACGUCUCUGAUCGGCGUCUUCAUCGCUCGCUCCAACGUCGGCAUCGGCACCAUCGUGGGCUCGGCCGUCUUCAACAUCCUCUUCGUCAUCGGCAUGUGCGCCAUCUUCUCCAGGGAGAUGCUCCACCUGACCUGGUGGCCGCUCUUCAGGGACGUGUCCUUCUACAUCCUGGACCUGGCCAUGCUCAUCGUGUUCUUCCUGGACAACGCCAUCCGCUGGUGGGAGAGCGCGCUGCUGGUGCUCGGAUACGUCAGUUACGUCACGUUCAUGAAGUUCAACGCUCAGAUCGAGAACAGCGUGAAGAACAUCUGCAGCAGACACAAGAACACGGUCCAAGUGUGGAGAGACGACAACAGCAAGGUGACUGAAGCCCCGCCCCCUGCCCCUCCCCCUGAACCUGAACCCAAACCCGGACCAGACCCAGAACCUCAGGGUCCAAAGACCAGACGGACCUCAGACCCACAGAUGGACCGAAGCAAAGUCAAGUCUCGUCCGGCGCUGCAGAGAGGAGGCAGCACCGCGUCUCUUCACAACGCUUCAAUGAGAAACACCAUCUUCCAGCUCAUGAUCCACACCCUGGACCCACUGACGGAAGAUUUUUCUCUGAACGGUGACCUGAAGCCCGGACAGAGGAGAGUGCGGAGCAGAGUUCAGCCCAUGAGCGCAGCGCUGGCAGAGACACAGGAGCAAACACAGGACGGGGACCAGAUUCCUCAGGCUGAUCUUCCAGAACCGUCGACGUCUCACAAAGUCCCAGAGAAAACCACAGAAGCACCACAUGAGACCAAGAUCCCGGAGGAGCAGGGUUCGGGCAGCGGCUGCUCCUCGGGCUCUGAUGAAGACGAGGAGGAGGAGCAGGAGGAGGAGGAGGAGGAGGAGGACAGCGCCCCCUUGAGUCUGGACUGGCCUCAGACCUGCUCCAAACAGGUGUCCUACCUGCUCCUGCUGCCCAUCGUCUUCCCUCUGUGGGUCACUCUGCCCGACGUCAGAAACCAGGCGUCCAGGAGGUUCUUUGCUCUGACUUUCCUCGGCUCCAUCCUGUGGAUCGGAGUUUUCUCCUACCUCAUGGUGUGGUGGGCGCAUCAGGUCGGGGAGACUGUGGGUAUUUCAGAGGAGCUCAUGGGUCUGACCAUCUUGGCCGCAGGAACCUCCAUCCCCGACCUCAUCACCAGCGUCAUCGUGGCGAGGAAAGGCCUGGGCGACAUGGCCGUGUCCAGCUCUGUGGGCAGCAACAUCUUUGACAUCACCGUGGGUCUGCCCGUCCCUUGGCUGCUCUUCUCGUUGUCUCGUGGCGGCGAGUCGGUCCCGGUUCGUUCUAACGGUUUGUUCUGCGCGAUCGUCCUUCUCUUCGUGAUGCUCGUCUUCGUCAUCGUGUCCAUCGCCGCGUGUCGCUGGAGGAUGAGUCGUUCUCUGGGCCUCACCAUGUUCCUCCUCUACUUCCUGUUCCUCCUGCUCAGCGUCCUCCUGCAGAACCGAAUCCUCACCUGCCCCGUGUCCGUGUGA